CGGGCGGGAAUAAAAGGGUGGGAAGAAGACGACCGGUCACUGCAAUGGCUACGACGGCGAUGAACAAACCUAAAAUUGAACAAGGGGAAGAAGUAGAAACAGAAGUGAGAGCGUUCUCGACUCAAAUCCCAGAUGAUAGAGAAGCUCUUUUAGAGUUCAUGGACCAGCGUGCCAAAUCAAUCCAACGCCUUAAAGACCAGAUUUCAAGCUUCGACAGGAAGCUUGCUGAAGAGAGAAAACUAAUGGCAGAUGCGGAGGCAAAAUUUUUACAAAUUGAUCGUGGUGAAAAUGGUACCUUUUCUAAGUCAAAACCAAAAGUGCCUGGUAAAACUGGAAGUAUACUUGGUAUAGCUGAGUUCUGGACCGAGGGAAAUAAGGCAAAGACUGCCAAUGAAAACUCUACUCCACAAUCACGUAGUGAGAUGGAAUCCUUGAAAAUGCCAUCCAUUAUCUUACCCCCUUCUUUCAAACGAAGAGCUUCUGCUCCUGUCAGAGCAGAAGUAAAUGAGACCACCCAAGCUCAACCCAUGGCUACAAGGGAUUAUAACAUUUCAAAGGAAGACACAAGUGGCCCCGAGCCCAAGAGACCUCGUAGUAUUCCUGAUGAAGUGGUAAGGGAAACCCAAGGUCGAGAUAAGGAAGCUCAACCCAUGGCUGCGAAGCCUACGAUGGAUUAUAAUGUUCCAAAAGAAGAUAAAAGUGUUCCUGAGGCCAAGAGUUCUCGUAGUAUCCCUAAUGAAGUGGUAAGGGAAUCCCAAGGUCGCGAUAACGUAGCUCAACCCAUGGAUACAAGGGAUUAUUAUGUCCCAAAGGAAGACAAAAGUGGUCUUGAGGCCAAGAGAUCUCAUAGUAUUCCUAAUGAAGUGGUGUGGGAAACUCAAGCUCAAGCUCGAGAUAACCACACUAAUAAGGAUUUUGCAAAGCCGAGGAUCAGAGUUUCUUCUAACAUAUCCCAACAAGGACAACAGGAAAAAGCUGAAUUCCGAGGACAUGAUGAGUUGAUAGCACUUAUAGGUAGAAGCUCUUUGCGUCCCACAAUUGAAGGUCGUACUGUAGGUAUGCUACCAAGUUGCCACACGAAAAGAAUGAGAAGUCUUGCUCUUUCUCCUUCAAACCGUGAGCUAUUUGCUACAAGUGCAUUGGAUGGGGCGGUUCAUUUCUGGAAGCUUCAGUCUGAUAGGUCCACAGCUACUCUAUUUAAGACGGUUAAUCGGGUAGCAAUAAAUCAGAAGAAAUGGGCAGAAGAUAUAGCUUGGCAUCCACACAAGAGUGCACUUUUUUCUGCGUAUACUGCAGAUGAAGGUCACCCUCAGAUAUCAGCCAUAUAUCUGAAUGAAGCUGGAGAGAGUUGUAAGUCACAAUUUCUGGAGGGCAGGCCUCAUAGCAAAGGUCUAAUCAACAGAAUCAUGUUUACGCCUUGGGAUGAUCCUUGUUUCAUCACAGGUGGGAGUGACCAUGCAGUAGUGUUAUGGCGGGAUCAAUGUGAGAAUAAUGCGUGGAAGCCAACACUUCUGCAUAUGGACUUGCACUCAUCGGCUGUGAUGGGAGUUACUGGAAUGCGCCAUAAAAAUCUCGUCUUGUCAUGUGGAGACGAUAGGAGAUUUGUUGGGUUUGAUGCCCGAGAAGAAAAAGUCACAUUCAAACAUAGACUAGACAACAGAUGCACAAAUAUACUGCCAAACCCACGAGAUGUUAAUCUUGUCAUGGUUCACACAAGGCAGCUAGACCGGCAACUACGGUUGUAUGAUGUUAGAUUGCCUCAGACGGAGCUAUUUUCUUUUGGGUGGAAGCAAGAAAGCAGUGAAUCACAGUCGGCUCUAAUUAAUCAGUCUUGGUCUCCAGAUGGUUUACACAUCUCAUCUGGUUCUGCAGACCCUGUGAUCCACAUCUUUGAUAUCCGCUACAAUGCACCAAGCCCAUCUCUCUCGAUGAAAGCUCAUAAGAAAAGAGUGUUUAAAGCCGAAUGGCACUCUUCUUAUCCACUGCUCGUCUCCAUCUCAUCAGAUUUAGCAAUUGGGAUUCACAAGCUAUGGUUCCGUUCGUUCAUGGCUUCACCGGAGGAGAUUGAUGAUUCAUCAGAUAUUCCAUCUCCGCCAAAGAACACUUACAAGGAUCCCGACGGUGGAAGACAACGAUUCUUACUCGAACUUGAAUUCAUUCAAUGUCUCGCCAAUCCUACUUACAUCCACUACCUGGCACAGAAUCGGUAUUUUGAAGAUGAAGCAUUUAUUGGAUACUUGAAGUAUCUUCAAUACUGGCAGCGACCUGAAUACAUUAAGUUCAUCAUGUACCCACACUGCUUAUAUUUCCUUGAACUUCUUCAAAACCCCAACUUCAGGACUGCUAUGGCCCAUCCUGCAAACAAGGAAUUGGCACAUAGACAACAGUUCUACUAUUGGAAGAACUAUAGAAACAACAGGCUGAAGCACAUUCUACCUCGGCCACUUCCAGAGCCUAUAGCUCCACAACCACCAGUUGCACCUUCAACUUCUUUGCCACCUGCUCCAUCUGCAGCUGCUGCUCUCUCUCCAGCCCUUUCUCCUAUGCAGUACAAUAAUAUGCUUUCUAAGAAUGACACGAGGAAUAUGGGUGCUGCUGGAAUUGAUCGUAGGAAGAGAAAGAAGGGUACAUAAGCAUUUCUUGCCCUGAAGCACACACCAUGGCUCCAGAUAUGCUUUCUUGCGUUUCGUAGAGAGGGAAGCCUACUUGAAAUAGGUUACAGAAAUGUUGGAAACUCGGUAUAUUCAUUCCGUGUCAUCCGUAGCGGGAAGUUGCCAUAGAUGGUGUUCAAUCUUUGUCUAUGAUUUAGUCUUUCUCUUUAUUUCUUUGGGAGUAGAGAUGAAUGUUAUUCUACCUGUCAUCUUUAAGUGAAUGGUGGUUUUAAGAGUGGUUCAGUCUGUUACAAUCCAAAUGAUUCUUUCUGCUCUGAAGCUGGGGAUCUCAUGGUCCUACUUCUGCUGACGUUUAACCGUUGAUCACCAUAUUGGUUCGGUAUUGUAGGAUUGUUCCAACUCAUGCACAAUAAAUUACACAGAGUGGA
Arabidopsis arenosa is the source of this 3040-nucleotide messenger RNA. The record is from the annotation of a GenBank genome assembly. Lineage: Eukaryota; Viridiplantae; Streptophyta; Magnoliopsida; Brassicales; Brassicaceae.